Messenger RNA from Paramormyrops kingsleyae, 5910 nucleotides. RefSeq names its product solute carrier family 44 member 1a (gene slc44a1a). NCBI's taxonomy places the organism in Eukaryota, Metazoa, Chordata, Actinopteri, Osteoglossiformes, Mormyridae. Gene Ontology annotation, cellular component: membrane. The record is from RefSeq and is a predicted model, not a curated record. Gene Ontology annotation, molecular function: transmembrane transporter activity. Gene Ontology annotation, biological process: transmembrane transport.
CCAAAGGCACCAGACUACGCUUGAAUAUAUAAUGUAAAAUAAAUUCGGCAGUGAAUUAAAAAGUUAAAGUACGCAUUUGCGCCGUUACAGCGCAUAAACAGUUUAAUAAGCGCCCAGCAUCCCGACGCUUUACGCGCACAGCCCUGCGGGCGUCGCCGUUCUGGAUGCGCGCGGUCCGCCGGUAUCCCGGCAAACCGCUGAUCGUUUAAAGUCUCACCAAGUUAGAAGCGUUUUUCCGGAUACACCUGCGGAAACCGCGAAGAAGCAGCUCGGCACUGCGCUCUGUUACCGGAUCGAGUCGCCGCUCCUGUCUUCGCUGACCCUGCUUUCGGCUUCGUGCAUGUCCGGUCCGGUCGGUUCGGCUCGGCUCGCCUCAGCUCGGCUGGGAGUGGACUUUUUUUUUGUUUGGUUUUGCGAGCCGUCGACGUGAUUUGUAGUACAUGCAGGGCGAUCGGGCGUUUUCAACUUCACUCAAGUUUGUUUUUUUUUCGUCUUAUGUUUAAAGUUUUUGUUUUAGCAGAUUGAAAGACCAACUGCGAUGGGAUGCUGUGGCAGCGCCGAGAGGCCAAAGCGAGAAUGGAGACCUUUAGAGGAAAGAUCCUGCACGGAUAUUCCCUGGCUCAUUGUAUUCCUGCUGUUCUGCUUCGGCAUGAUGUUCAUCUGCGGGUUUGCCAUCGCCACGGGGGCGGCGUCCAGGCUGGUGUCGGGCUAUGACAGCUUCGGGAACACGUGCGGCAAGAGUAACUCGCCCAUAGCCGGCAUCCCACUCAGCGGCAGGGAUCAGACCAAAAACAAGUACGUCUUCUUCCUCGAUCCCUGCAACAUCGACCUUGUGCACAGGAAGAUCAAAUCCAUGGCCCUAUGCGUGUCCAAGUGUCCCGACGUUCCACUCAUUUCACCCGAAAGCCUGAAGAAUUUUGCUGAGCAGAAUGGUUCCUUACUCUGCUCAUACGACUUGUCGCCUGAUCAAUACACCACAAGUCCAGAAAAAGCCACAAAAUGUCCCAAGCUUCCUGUACCUAAAAGCUCGUCCCUGCCCAUCUUCCAUCGCUGCGCUCCCAGUGACGUCGCCUGCUACUCCAAGUUCGCCGAGGCCCUCAUCACCUUCGUCAGCGACGACAGCACACUGCACAGGCUCAUCGCCGGAGUGAUGACCAGCAAGGAGAUCAUCGUGGGCCUCUGCCUCCUGGCUUUAGUGCUCUCGUUUAUCCUGAUGCUUGUUAUCCGCUACAUCUCCGCUGUGCUGGUCUGGAUCCUCACCGGAGUUGUGAUCCUCGGCUCGUUGGGAGGAACCGGUGUUCUCUGGUGGCUCUAUGCAGAUCACCAGAACGCCUUGAAUAAAACCCUGGGCCCAAAUGAGCUGCAGGUGGCCCAAGACAAUGUCCGUGCCUUGCUAAUAUAUGCCAUCGUCGCUACUGUUUUCACAGUGAUCCUGCUCCUCCUGGUGUUCAUCAUGAGGAAGCGUGUGGCUCUCACCAUCGCUCUCUUCCAUGUGGCUGGGAAGGUCUUCAUACACCUGCCUCUGCUCGCCGUCCAGCCGCUUUGGACCUUCCUGGCCCUCAUGUGCUUCUGGGUCUACUGGGUCAUGGUUCUGCUCUUCCUUGGCACUGCGGGUAACCCAGUCAAAAACAACCAGACGGGUUUUGUAGAGUUUCACAUGUCCGGCCCCCUGCAGUACACAACCUGGUACCACAUCGUGGGCCUGAUCUGGAUCAGUGAGUUCAUCUUGGCCUGCCAGCAGAUGACGGUGGCUGGGGCAGUGGUCACCUACUACUUCACAAGGGACAAGUCCAAAAUGCCCGCCACCCCGAUCCUCACAUCCCUCUUCCGCCUGGUACGCUACCACCUGGGCACAGUGGCCAAGGGCUCCUUCAUCAUCACGCUGGUCAAGAUCCCUCGCCUCAUCCUCAUGUACAUCCACAACCAGCUAAAAGGAAAGGAAAAUGCCAUCGCUCGCUGUUUGCUAAAAGCUUGCAUUUGCUGCCUGUGGUGUUUGGAAAAGUGCCUCAGUUAUUUGAAUCAGAACGCCUACACUGCCACGGCCAUCAACAGCACCAGCUUCUGCACGUCGGCGCGCGACGCCUUCCUGAUCCUGGUGGAGAACGCCCUGAGGGUGGCCGCCAUCAACACCGUGGGGGACUUCAUCCUGUUCAUGGGGAAGAUCUUGGUUGUGUCCUGCACGGCCUUCGUGGGGGUGUUGACGCUGAACUACCAGCGCGCGUACACCGUGUGGGUGGUGCCGCUGAUCAUCGUCUGCGUCUUCGCCUUCCUGGUGGCCCACUGCUUCCUCUCCAUCUUCGAGAACGUGGUGGACGUCCUGUUCCUCUGCUUCGCCAUCGACACCAAGCACAACGACGGCAGCCCGGGCAGGGAGUUCUACAUGGACAAAGCCCUCAUGGAGUUUGUGGAAAGCAGCCGGAAGGCUGGCCCCAGCCGGUCCGACGGCGCCGACAGCAAGGAGAUGAGGCCCAUGGUGAGUGAGGAGACCGCCGGACCCCCUGCAUCAGGUUUUUGGCCCAUGGGCCUGUAAAUCGGGCCGUCUGGGAGAGCACUGGGCCGAGCAGCAUGUGUCCAUCGCCACUAAAGGGCCGUCGUUUCUAACUAGUCCAGAUUCUAUCCUUCAUAACAUGCUUUCAGAAAGGGAUGUUCUCCCCAUUACCUGCUGCAUCUUAUUUCCCUUAUUUAUUCAUUUUUAAGUGGCUUUGGUGGUUUAUUUUAUUUUUAGAGCAUGACUUUUACUGCCCAAGUAAACAAUCUAAAACGCAAGUACUGUUGCAUCCUAAGCUGUUGCGUGAUGAAGGCGUGACUAUACAGCUGGGAUAUUUAUAAGUGUGUGUAUAUAUAAUAAAUCUCUAUUAAUGAAUGUUGCCAUGGGCUCACUGUAAAUGCCUUUCAUUCUCAGUUUUAAUACUUUAACAAUAAACAGGCUCGCAUUUUAUAUCAGUAUUUGAUUAGAUUGACAAGUUCUGUUUGGCUAUAGUUUAUUUUAUCGGCCCAUAUAGUCAAAUCACUAGCUUUUCCUCGGUAUUGUCUCUCGGGAAUCCAAAAUGUUUCCAUGCGGUGGAAGACAAAUGUCUUUCGGUGACCAGUUCUUAUUCGUGUUUCUCCACCUCACUAAUUUGUUAAAUUUCUCACCAAUGUGCAACAGUAAUCAAAUGAGUGAGUCCUACAGCGUAGAUGGAAAUUAUCGUGAUUGGUUCAGAGAGUGCAUUUAUUUGAUUUAUUUUCUUAUUUAUGUGUGUGUGUGUGUGUGUGUGUGUGUGUGUGUGUGUGUGUGUGUGUGUGGAUAAUCUCAAAGGAACGCUCAUUGAAAUUGCGAAGCUUGCCAAGUUUUGAUUCCUAUGAGUAAAAUGUUUCAGCUUAACCUAUGGAUGGUCAAGCCAGACCAUCGCUGUCUUUGGCGAUGUGACAGUCGCAUAUGCAUAACAUGCGAUGUUAUUAACAAUAUGCAUCAUGCAGGCCUCGUUUCCAUCCGUCCAUUCUGUACUGCUCAUCCAGUCCAGGUUGUGGGGGCAGUAGUCUGAGCAGAGGUGCCCAGAUCUUCCUCUCACCAGCCAGCUCCUCCAGAGCGAUACCAGUGUGCUCCCAGAAUCUCUCCAGCGUGUCCUUGGUCAGCCCCAGGGUCUCCUCCUGGUAGUACAUGCCUGAAGCACCUCCCCAGGGAGGCGGAGCCUAGUUUCAGCUAGGAGGAAAAAAGUGACGCAUCAGAUUUCUACUGUGAUAGAUGGUUGCAGAGAAUAUCAUACCCGUUUUUUAAACAGGUUAAAGUGUGUGGGAAGAUUUUAUUUACUUUGAACAGAAGGAGCUGUGAUCUAGAUUGCAAUGUUUUUUUUGUGAUAAUUUGGAGUAUUUUGACAUAAAAUAAUACUUGACCUCCUCUUCCCUCUUCCAGGCUGGUGGACAAAGCUCAGCUUGACCAAAAUCAUCCACCAACUUUUAUUUUUGUUGUUUUCAAAUUUACUUUAAGUUACAUUCCAGAUGCUUACUGUAUUUUUUUUUAACAAUGUGUAAUAUGUUUACUAUGGGUUCACUCCAGGGAACAUGAGAUCUUAAGAUGUACAUUUAACACCUGGUGCAAUUUCCAAGCAUGACAACUGUGAUCCAGAGUAGCACAAUUGUCAAACAUACAGAAUCACUUUUGGAUCAGUCUUUCAAUAAGUUCCAUUGCCAGUUAAUUUUUUUUAGAUUUUAAUAUCACCACCCCCCCCUACAAUUUUUGUUUAAUAUCUUUUAUGCGGGGGGGGGGCAGCCAAUUCAUCUGGGGAGUUCAGUAAAUGUCUGGGUCUGCACAUGCUCAGUGUGGCAUUUCAGGGCCUAUUGGACCAACACCCCAGAACAUUCUGUAAAGAAGACUAAGCAAUAAGUGGCCGCAGUGGUCUUCCAUCUCGCCCUGGGUUUUCGUCCGGCCCGCACCGCGACUGGACCUUACCGUAAUGUGACUUCUUGCGAAUUGCCUUAAGCGGUUCAGUAGGCUGUGUGCCCUGUCAGGUCCCAAAGCAGCCGUGUCCGUGGGAUCCCGGCAUGACAAACGCCACCAGGGGAACUGAGUUUGCCUUACAAAGUUCAAUUUUUCUUAAACGGGUGGGAAUGUGGAGGACUUGUAAUAAGUGGUGUAAUUUGCAUGCAUAAUUAAAAAAAAAAAAAAAAGUAGGUCAGCCAAACACUCUUGAUUUAAAGGGUAAAUCAUAUUUCUGGAGUUCAGGUCUGGAUGGCUACACUCUGAUCAGAUUUUGGAUUGUUGAGAAUCAGUGCUUGUCGAUUGGUACUGAAGUCAUACUUGCAGUGGCCUGAUAGCCAAAAAUCACGUUUACAUACUGUGUUUCAGUUCCAGGAUCAUUUAGAAUGUUCCCUUAUUGGUCCAAAUAAACACCUCUUAUGCCAUAAUGUGAUACGAUGUAGUUCCAACAUCAAACAGUAGGGUUUUAAGGUACUGAAAUGUAUGUUUGUGUUAUUCUUUGAAUUGCACUGGGUGGUCUGUUCUUACGAUAGGAAUUCUUUUUAUUAUGUGACCAAAGAGAGUGUUUUUGUGGAAUGACACUCUUUAGAGACAAUCUAGCUUAGAAAUUCUGUUAUGUGACCAUAUGGAAUUGUAUGAAGUAGACCAUGAAUUAAAGUCUCUCUUGCUGACUGAUUUAUAUUUAAGGUUAAAUUGCUCCAUUUCCUCUGAAUCAUUUGCUGAUAAAAGGCACAGACUAAUUUAGACAAAUGCUGAGAUAAUGAGUUUAGACUUAUUUUAAACAUUUUUUAAGCUAUUUAUGAUAACUUUAUUCCUAAAUCAGUAAACAUGUGGAGCACAACUAUUUUGGUCAUUUUAAGUUUCGGAGUGGCCGAAUUUUCUCAGGAUAAUUGUGGGCAGCGGAAUCGUGGAAUGGUGAGAACUUCAUUGUUGGCCUUAAAGCUGCAGCGCUAUUGACAGGAAGUCGGUUAUAAAUCAUGCUCAAUGUCUUGACCCUGUUUGUGCACCAACAAAAAAUCUUUAGUUCACUUGAGCACUGACACAGAAUUCCUCUUUGACACUAAUGUGGUUUUUGAAUAUACAGAACUACUUUUUAAACUAAUUGCAUUUUUUUUUUCUUGUUUCGCUUUGUACAUGUUACUAUUUUGGCUUUACGUUUACAGUUUGCUUUCACUGCAAGAACUGUGUGUAUCUACACCUGCCCUUUCACCUCUAUGCAUUAUUUUACCUAUUUAAUUUGUGGGGAUUCUGGAAUGGAAAUGGGGGGAGGAGCCAUUUAUGCCAUAAGUCAGAAUGUUUCCUUGUUCUUGCUUUAUCUUGUCAUGUACCUUUAUUUAGGUCACUGAGGGGUUUAUUAAACGCUUUAACUGCACGUCUUAAUGGCAAUAAGUUUGUAAACUUGCUUCCCUUAUGAUUCUUUACGUACAUAUUUUUAAUAAAAUACCAAAGGACUA